AUGUUACUUUCAAAAGGACAAGUGACAACUCGUUAUUAUCGUUUUCUUGCUAAAAAUGGUGGUUGGAUAUGGAUGCAAAGUUAUGCAACACUUGUUCAUAAUAAUCGAUCAUCUCGACCUGAAGUUAUUGUUAGUGUAAAUUAUGCACUAAGUGAUGUUGAAGCUAAACAUUUACAAUUAUCAAUCGAUCAACUUGAAAAUUCAUCAUCGGAUUAUAUUCGUUCAAAUCAAACAUUAAUAGUUAAUUCAAUUGAUAAUGAAAAAUGUUCAUCAACAAAUACAAGUUUAAAUACUACAGCAUCAUCAUCAUCAUCAUCAAAUCGUAGUUCUUCAAAAAUACUUAAAACAAAUCGUUUAAUAAAACAACGUAAAUUAUCUCCAAUAAGAACUGAUUUACGUGCAGCAAUAAUUGAUGAUUAUCCAUCAACAAUAUGUUAUAAUACUGAUGAACAUUAUUAUACUCAUAAUACACAAACAAAUUAUCCAAAUUUUUCUCUUUAUACAACAGGUACUAAUAAUCAUUCAAAUCCAUUUAAUAAUCUCGAUGAAUCCAUGUAUUAUGAUCAAAAACGUAUAUCAUCAUAUGAUAUUAAUAAUAAACGAAUUCGUCUUGAUAAUGAUCAUCAUCAUCAUCAUUUAUCUUUAAUUGAUUAUGAAACAAAUCUUCCGUCUGAAAAACUUGAUUUAUAUUCAUCAUCAACAAAUAAUUGUUAUGUAUCAACGAAUUAUCAAACAGAACAUCCAUAUCAUCAUACAUCAGUUAUUGUCGAUAGUCAACAGUAUUUUCUUAAUGGAUGGAAUGGAACUACUGCUUUUUGA
This is a messenger RNA of Rotaria sp. Silwood2, 819 nucleotides long. Lineage: Eukaryota; Metazoa; Rotifera; Eurotatoria; Philodinida; Philodinidae. The record is from the annotation of a GenBank genome assembly.